This is a messenger RNA of Dothidotthia symphoricarpi CBS 119687, 174 nucleotides long. RefSeq lists its product as uncharacterized. The record is from RefSeq and is a predicted model, not a curated record. Lineage: Eukaryota; Fungi; Ascomycota; Dothideomycetes; Pleosporales; Dothidotthiaceae. The transcript has a single exon. Bases 1 to 174 code for a protein of 57 amino acids.
AUGCGUCAUCCCGCAGCACCGACAAUUAUUGCCGUUCUUCUGGGCUUUCUCGUUCUCAUAGUCUUGUGGAGUAGGAUUCAAGGCGAUGGCCAUCACGAGGGGAACCCACAUCCGAAAGAUGUGCCAAAGAAGAAAGAGGAGGUGUUGAGUGGUGAUGGAGAUGGGGAGACGUAA